This is a messenger RNA of Hevea brasiliensis (rubber tree), 1022 nucleotides long. Its product is annotated as agamous-like MADS-box protein MADS1. Gene Ontology annotation, molecular function: DNA-binding transcription factor activity, RNA polymerase II-specific; RNA polymerase II cis-regulatory region sequence-specific DNA binding; protein dimerization activity. Bases 1 to 798 code for a protein of 265 amino acids. Gene Ontology annotation, cellular component: nucleus. The transcript is spliced from 9 exons. NCBI's taxonomy places the organism in Eukaryota, Viridiplantae, Streptophyta, Magnoliopsida, Malpighiales, Euphorbiaceae. The record is from RefSeq and is a predicted model, not a curated record. Gene Ontology annotation, biological process: positive regulation of transcription by RNA polymerase II.
AUGGCAUCUUGGGCCAUGGAGGAUUCCACCAAUAUUUAUUCGCAGCUUACAACCCUGGAGUUCCCUAAUCAAGAACCGGAUCAAGGCCCUUCCCUCAGAAAGACGGGAAGAGGCAAAAUAGAAAUCAAACGAAUCGAAAACACGACUAAUAGACAAGUCACCUUCUGCAAGCGUCGUAAUGGUUUGCUCAAGAAAGCUUAUGAAUUAUCUGUCCUCUGUGAUGCUGAAGUUGCUCUCAUCGUCUUUUCUACCCGUGGUCGUCUCUACGAGUAUGCUAACAACAGUGUUAGAGCAACAAUUGAAAGGUACAAGAAAGCCAAUGCAGACUCCUCAAAUCCAGCAUCUGCUUCUGAAGCUAACACUCAGUUCUACCAACAAGAAUCCUCCAAGCUACGCAGGCAGAUUCGGGAAAUUCAAAACUUAAACAGGCAUAUUCUGGGUGAGGCACUUGGUACUUUGAGCUUGAAGGAACUCAAGAACUUGGAAAGCAGAUUGGAGAAAGGAAUCAGCAGAAUUAGGUCUAAAAAGAAUGAAAUGCUAUUUGCUGAAAUUGAGUACAUGCAGAAAAGGGAGAUUGAGCUGCAAAAUGACAAUAUGUUCCUGAGAGCAAAGAUAGCUGAAAAUGAAAGAGCACAACAGCAGCAGCAGCAGCAGCAGCAAACAAAUUUAAUGCCUUCAGGUUCUGUGUAUGAAUCUGUGCCUUCACAACAAUAUGAUAGGAACUUCUUCCCUGUAAACCUCCUGGAACCCAAUCACCACUACUCUCGCCCAGACCACACUGCACUUCAACUUGUGUAAUAAGUGACGGGGCUCUGCUGCUUCUGCCUUCCCUAGUUACUUGGCUAGUUAAUUAUGUCAGAUCCAAAGCUUCAUUCUGCAUUUAAUUUACAGUUUAGUGAAAUAGACUUUGAAUGUUAAUACUAAGAUAAGAUGCUUCCAAUUAGUAGUAUGAUGAACGUGCGUAGUUAAUUUCUAAACCAAUUAGGGCUUCUUGCCCACAAUAUCUUAUGACUUUUCACAAA